AAGACCUUCCCCUUUUUCAUAAAUACAGGCAGUCCAGGAUUUCGCAGCUUGUUGCUCUAUUAGUUCUCUUCCUAGUAAUACGGCUUCAGAAGACAAAACAAAAUUCAUUAAGAGAUGAUUAAGAUCAUUGUGGUGCAUUAGAUCCACAUGCUGCAUGUCUACAUUUUAAACUGGAAUUACUUUUUGGAGAAUUAAUUUGACUUUUUUUUUUUUUUACUACUUUCAAAUACUUUUACCAAGACAGGAAAAUGGCUUUGACCUUUUUUGUAAUUUUCUGGAUUCUUCUACGAAGCACCAGCUGCCAGUUUCAGUGUGUCCCCAAAACUCUUGAUGACUCGGAUUUUUACAUUAAUGUAACGGAGCACAUUACAGUGAGGUCCACCAACUGUAUUCAGAUCCCACAUGAAGUGACUUUUCCACGAGACAAAGUGACAGUCCCGUACAAGAAGAUGUUAUUUAAAGGAGAUCCUUCAAAUGUUGUUGAUACAAAAGUUGUCGAUAACGUGAAUGAUGACGCAAAGAAUACUUUCUCAAUAACUACGCUUCCACCUGGAGAACACAAGUACGGCGUCAAACUUGAAUGGGGAUGCAAUCAGACGUAUGUUUUCCCUAAAAGGAUUCACAUUUCCGCGUUAACAACUAAACCAACUGUUCUGGCUUCUUUGAUGGAGGAAAGACAGCAGACACAACUGACCUGCUUGGCUCCUACGCCAUGCACUGGUAAAGUGUCUUUCUUAUGGAAAUGGACAAAUGCUGAUGGACAAUCUAGAAUGAUGGACAGUGACCUCGACGAUUACGAUUACAUGCGGUGGCAUGUAAGAUUUGGAUCUAGACAUAGAGGCAGAUAUGGUAUGAAAUACAGAGGUGAAAAUGAUUUACCUUUUCUUCCAACGGCGGAUCAUCACAACACCAACAUCACAUGCAUAGCAACAUACGACCACGAUGUUGCUGAGGCAACUGUCACCUUGACUGUGAAAUUCUCACCCAGAAUCCUGAACAGCUCUCAUUGCACAGUUAAAGGGGAGCUGCUUCUCUGUGUGUGCAUCAGCUGGGGCAAUCCUGUGCCACCGAUCUUUUGGCCUUCGGACACCCUCACAGAUUACUCGGUGACCAGUUUUAGCAAUGCUCAGAGAGUAAGCAGCACCCUCACCAUGCCUGCAGCUAAAUAUCACAACGCCACCGUUAAUUGCAUGAGCAGAAAUGAACUCGGUCAGGCGGAAAGUGCGAUCCUGAUUCAAAACUCCACAGAGCACGACGGGGUGAACUCUCUUCCAGAACCAAGCGAAGGGUUUUGCUCCGCUCUUCCCUGGCUAACAGGACUGUGUUUCGCUCUGAACCUUGUUUUUGUGGCUGUCUUCAUCUGUAUUUACCUACAGAGCAGAAAACAGCAGAAGGAAUCGCGUGAAGAAGCAGACACCUACGCGACUUUGAGAAAAGCAGAUAUGGAUGAAGCGUACAGCACUAUUUCCCCACAAAGGAAAUAGAUGAAGUAUGCAAGUCACAAUUUUAGCCCUGUGAAUAGCAGGAAGUAACGUGUCAUGUUUUGUUUUUGUUUUUAAAGUACAUACCAUGUAUUUAAAAAAUGCUGUUUAAAUUAUGCGUUUUAGUGACCUACAGUCCAAUAUGCCUCAUUAUGCCAAAUAUGUUUAUGAUAGCCUUAAAUAUGAGGUGAGAAGCUCUUUAUGGGAACCCCGAAAAGAGCUGCUACUAAUUCAUGUAAAAAGGAGGAAGAGGAACUUUGUCAGGCAUCUGAUAAGGAUGCUUGAAUCACACUGAGCGUUUACUGAUUGGUUGUUUCUAGUUAGCACUGGGAGCAAUGGGAGAAGGCAGAAGAGCUCCAUUUUUUUUUCACAGUUUGUCUCAUACUUUACUGUGACGACAUAGUGACAGGUUCAAGAAAUAUAUAGAAACAUGUUUUUUUAAAAGUGACAUAUCUGAACCUUUAACGCUUGGCCAUCUUGCUUCAUUGCUUUCUGUAAUACUCUGUGAUUACCAAAUUUAAAUGUCAAGAUGAAACACAGCUAUGGGACUUAAGAUGAUUAAAUUAAUCAGAUAUUCAUGACAACGCACCCUAAUUUGGUUAAAGACUCUUUUCUGUGGUCAGGACUUCCCAUAAUCUGCAGUGUACUCCAUGUGAAUAUGGUGUGAAUAAAGCUGUGU
Xiphophorus maculatus (southern platyfish) is the source of this 2160-nucleotide messenger RNA. RefSeq lists its product as uncharacterized. The coding region runs from base 249 to 1484 and encodes 411 amino acids. The transcript is spliced from 6 exons. NCBI's taxonomy places the organism in Eukaryota, Metazoa, Chordata, Actinopteri, Cyprinodontiformes, Poeciliidae. The record is from RefSeq and is a predicted model, not a curated record.